Molecule: messenger RNA, 1014 nt
Organism: Salvelinus sp. IW2-2015
Lineage: Eukaryota; Metazoa; Chordata; Actinopteri; Salmoniformes; Salmonidae
Product: cytidine deaminase
Cellular component (GO): cytosol
Molecular function (GO): zinc ion binding; cytidine deaminase activity
Source: RefSeq, a predicted model, not a curated record
AUAUACACAGAGACCCAGGCACAGACUCAGAAGCUAGGAUAACACAGAGACCCAGGCACAGACUCAGAAGCUAGGAUAACACAGAGACCCAGGCACAGAGCUGAAAUGGGAGACCUACCGAUCCAGAUGAAGGACCAGCGGUCGUGGCUCCACCAGCCAGCCAGCGUGCACCAGGACGGGAUAACAGUAGAGGGGCUCAUUCGUCGGUCCCUGGAGGCCAAGGAGUUCGCCUACUGCCCCUACAGCCGGUUCAGGGUGGGGGCAGCCCUCCUGGCCCACGACGGCAAGGUGUUCACAGGCUGCAAUGUGGAGAAUGCGUGUUACAACCUGGGGGUGUGUGCAGAGAGGAACACCAUCUGUAAAGCAGUGUCAGAGGGUUACAGGAGCUUCAAGGCCAUCGCUAUCGCCAGUGACUUAAUCGACCAAUUCAUCUCACCAUGCGGUGGCUGCAGACAGUUCAUGAGAGAGUUUGGGGCCAGCUGGGACGUGUAUCUGUCCAAGCCAGACGGCUCGUACGUAGAGAAGAACAUAAGCGAUCUGCUUCCUGUCUCCUUCGGACCUGAAGACCUGUCCAUGAAGAAAGUCUUAAAGAUCCCCAACCAGUAUUAACCUGUUAAUCUCCUACCUGUUAACCUAUUACCUGUACACAGCCUGUUCUAACUCCCACUGUUUCAUAUUUAACCCUACUAGGAAACAUAAAGCAUUGGUGCUUUUAUAAAUCAGGAGAGAGAAGUAGUUUAAAGCCACUGUUAUGUUAUAAAUUAUCAAUAUAUAUUUUAGAAGUAAUAUAUGUGUCUGGAAAUCUAUUGGAGGGCUGCGACACCAUUCUUCCACGAGAAAGUCCAUAAUUUGGUGUUUUGUUGAUGGUGGUGGAAAACGCCACUCCAGAAUCUCCAAUAAGUGUUGAAUUGUGUUGAGAUCGGGAGACUAUGGCUKCGUUUACACUUUUUUUGCCACUAAUUGGUAUUUUUGACCAAUCACAUCAGAUCUUUUCACAUCACAUAUUUUUAAGAU